UUUAAAAAAAAAAAAACGUGUCAACCGACGGGAUUGUUUGCCCACGCCACACGGCCCAUGGACACCAAAUUUCACCAGCGCGUGGCGGACGACGACCAUUUAAGAAUUAAGAUCAACCGACGGUCGGUGACGCAGACGGAGACGGAGUGGGACAUUCUGUUACAGUUCCUGGUUCCAGAGUCUUCUUCCUCACGUAUAUAAAAACCCUAACCCUAAAAGCCCCAAAAUUUUAGACUCCAAUCAAAGGGCCAAAACGAUUGUCAUCAGUUCUAAUUUUUUGUUGUGGUGGGUGGAUGGGGAUCAUAAGAAGCUGCUUCUCGUUCAUAGUAGGAACGGUGUGCGGGAUUUACGUAGCUCAAAACUACGACGUUCCGAACAUCAAGAAGCUCGCCCACACCGCCCAAUUCAAGGCCAAGCAAAUCGAAGAGAAGUACCGCAAGCCCAAGAGCCGGGGUGACGGUGACUAACAUUAGCAUUCGAUUCGACCCAACUCCAUUUACUCCUUUAAAGCAAAGUACGAAAAUGAUGCUGUCUUCUUUUCAACCAGGAUAGGUUAUGAGGAAGGGGCCAAAUGAGUUGGCAUUGAUCUCUAUGCUAUACUACAAUAACGAAACAGUUUUAGUUAUGAGAAAAGGUGGGUUUCCAAUUGAACUGCAUAGACCAGCUAUAUCACUUUUUUAUUUUCUUGUGUGUAUAAUAAGUUUCUUUCUCCCACCCGCGAGCUCACCAUCCACCUUCUUCCGAGGACAUUUGACGAUAUUCACCGAAAGAAAAUGAUUGCCUCAAAUAAGAUAUUGUUCCAGUGAAUGAAGAACCGAAAUUGCUGAUUGAUCUAGAACAACAUCUGCCGAGAAACUAACUUCUUUUUAAGCUGAUUGGUCGAGGGAAUUUAUGAAAAGGUGCCAGUGAUGGUCCACGCAAUCUCAUCUAUAUAUAUUAAAGGCUACUGCAGGUCCAUUAUACUAGGUGGAUCAUUUAGAUUCUUCUGUUUACUAAUGAGUAGUCUAUUUGUGUUCUCUACUCAUGUUGCUAAAAUAUCUGACUCUUUAUAGCUGAAGAGAAGAAAGAAUACCCUUCGAGUUAUACCUUGGAGUAGUUUAUAUUUUUCCCGUGACACAAGUUUUAGUUAUGGCAUGAUCAGGACAAGAGGAUGAGUUGAGUAUUCAGUUUCUAUGAAAUAGAAAACUCAAACCUCCCUCAUCACCUAAAUAGUGGCAAAGAUAGCAAAUCCCUUACUAUACAAGCUUCAUUGUGAGCUCCUUUGUGCUUUGAAUAAAAUUACUUUAUACUUAUAAAAAAAAAUUACUUUAUAGAAAAUAAAUGCUUCAUGUUGCUUUCUUCAAUUCUAUGGUGCCUUUUGUGAGAUAUUUCAUGGCUUGGCCCUUUCUCAUGACAUUGUAUGCAAUCUGCAAAUAUGGCGUUAUCAAUAAGCCUUAUGUUGCUUAUUGAGGCAUGAAAAUCUGAGGAUCAUAACUUGUGAGGUCUUCUUCAUUAGUUUUGGGUGCUUCAAAAGGCAGUUGUUGUGAUUUGGAUCAUUUCAAGUUGAUUUUGACCAAAUUCUUUGUUCAGCAAUUUUAGAGUUUAUUUGGUUGCUUAUUGUGAAUGAUUGUUGGCUCACUCACCUUCUUGGAUCUUUAACUUAUGGAAUUCCUUUUUGUUUUUUUUUUAAUUUUUUAAUCAGUACACUUCCAUAGUACUAGCAAAGCCUAACUAGACAUAGCCUUAUGUCUCAUCUCAACUGUUCUGAAUUGAGCCAAAGCCUUUGUUAAGAAAUAAAGGGAAUAAUAAUUUCCGUGUGUUUUUCAUUGAUCUCAUACACAUACAUAUACAUGAAUAGAUGAUUUAUACAUGGAAAGAAAAUAAUGUAGAUUUACAAAAAAAUAUGUAACUGUCAAAUGGCUGAUUUGGUGGGAUUGCUGAAAUUGUGGGAUGUGGUAUCUCGAUGCUGUAAUACUCCCUCUCAAGUUGGCCAUGGAGAUUUGUAAUGUCCAACUUGCGAGACAAUGAUGAAAAAGAUCACGACCCAAGGCUUUGGUGAAGAAAUCCACGAUCUGCUCAGAAGAAGGAAGGUGGGCGGUGGUGAAGAGACCGGAACGGAGUUUGUCACGAACAAUGUGGUAGUCGAUCUCAAUAUGUUUGGUGCGCUCAUGGAAACUAGGAUUGUGAGCAAUGUAGAGAGCCGACUGAUUGUCACAAUAGAGGGUCAUGGGAGCUUUGUGUGAGAUGCUGAGAUCGUGGAGAAGGUGCUGUAACCAUACGAGUUUACAGGUGGUGACUGUCAUGGCACUGUAUUCGACUUCUAUAGAGGAUCGAGCGACUAUAGUAUGUUUCUUAAUGCGCCACGAAAUAGGACUAGAUCCAAGAGUAAUGAAGAAACCGGUGGUAGAGCGUCGAGUAGUGGGACAGCUGGCCCAGUCAGAGUCUGUGUAAGCACUAACGUGAAGAUUAGUAGAGGAAGAAAAAAAGAUGCCUUGACCUGGAGUACCUUUAAUGUAGCGAAGGAUACAGGUGGCAGUUGUCAUGUGAGGAAUCCGUGGAGCAUGCAUGAACUGGCUGAGAAUAUUCACUGGAAAGACUAUAUCAAGUCUGGUAAUGGUGAGAUAAAUGAGACGUCCAACUAAUCGUUUGUAAGGAGCAGGAGCAGGAUCAGGAAGUAGAUCACCAUUAGUGUUAUUGAGCUUCAGGUUCUAUUCCAUGGGAAAGGAAGCAGGGCGGGAGCCAAGUUGUCCACUAUCGGCAAGGAUGUCCAGGGCAUAUUUUCGCUGAUUAAGAAAAAUGCCUGAAGAGGAUCGAGCAACUUCAAGUCCAAGGAAAUAUUUGAGAGAGCCAAGAUCAUUGGUUUUGAAGUGAGUGGAAAUAACAAUCUUGAAGAAAGUGAUAUGAGAGAGAUCAUUACCGACGACUAGGAUGUCAUCAACAUACACUAGAACAAGCAUGAGAUUAGUAGCAGUAAUCAAGGUAAAUAGAGAGUGGUCAGCCUGAGAUUGAACAAACCUGCAGUCAGAAGAACAGAUGUUAGUUUAAAAAACCAGUUUUAGGAUGCUUGCUUGAGGCCAUAGAGGGAUUUCCGGAGACGAUAUACGCGUGUCUCCCCCUUAAUACAAUAGCCGGGUGGUGGGGUCAUGUAAACUUAUUCAUCAAGUUCGCCAUGCAAGAAAGCAUUGUGAACAUCCAUUUGGUGAAUGAUCCAAUUUUUUGUGGCAGCAACGGCGAGGACACAGCAGACUGUGGUCAUCUUGGCUACGGGAGCAAAGGUUUCAUGAUAGUCUAUACCUUCCACUUGAGUGUAGCCUUUGACAACGAGUCGGGCCUUGUGGCGCUCAAUGGUGCCAUCUGCUCGGAAUUUGAUUUUGAAAACCCAUUUGCAGUCAAUGAGUUUUUUACCAGGAGGAAAAGGCUCAAUAGUCCAAGUGAAGUUUUCUUCAAGGGCACGGAGUUCAGAGGCCAUGGCUUCACGCCAGUGGGAGUGGCGAGUGGCUUCUAAGUAGCAAGUAGGUUCAACAAAUGCAGUAAGAGCAGUUAAAAAAGAAUAAUAAGCAGGUGAAAAACGAGAGUAUGAAAGAGAAGCAGAUAAUGGAUGAGAAGUAUCUAAGGACUGUGCAGCGGUUGAAGAAGCAAUGGACUCCGUGGGUAUAGGAGGACAAACAUAAUCAAGUAGGUAUGUCGGACGAGUAAUGUUGCGGUGGGGGCGAGAAGAAAUAAUGGUAGUGGGUGCAGACUCUGUAGAUAUGACUAGUGAUGGAGUAGAAAGAGGAAUAGGUUCUGGAAUAGGUAAAUGAAGGAUUGUGGGACUAUUGGGAUGUGGAGUGAGAGGAUUUUGGAAAGGGAAUUGAUCUUCCUGAAAGGUAACAUCACGUGAAUAAAAAAUUGUGGCGUUUUCAAGGUUAUAUAACUUAUAGGCUUUGCGGUUGCUAGGAUAACCCUGGAAGAUACAGCGGGAUGCUCUGGGUGAAAAUUUAUCUCUAUGAGCGGUAAGAGUCUGAGCAUAACAAAGAUAACCAAACACAUGUAGAUGAGUGUAGUUGGGUGGAAUUUUAAGGAGUUGAAAAGGAGUUUGAUUUUGAAGAGAGGGACUAGGAGUCCUAUUAAUGAGAUAUGCAGCAGUAAGAACACAUUCAUCCCAAAAUUUAAGAGGUAAAUGUGCCUGAAAACGAAGGCUCCGAGCAACGUCGUUUAGGAGGUGCCAAUGUUUACGCUCGGCAACACUAUUUUAUUGCGGAGUUUCAACACAGGUACGUUCAUGGAUGAUGCCGUGAGCAUGAAAUUAUGUUUGGAGAUUAUGGGAAAGAAAUUCUUGGCCAUUAUCGGUUUUAAUGAUUUUAACCGAGGAAUUGAAUUGAUUUUUAACAAGAGCGAAGAAAUGCAUUAAAUGACUAAAAGUUUCUAAUUUAAAACGCAUUAAAUAAAUCCAUGUAGUGCGUGAAAAAUCAUCAACAAUGGUCAGAAAAUAAUGUGCGCCACAAAUAGAAGCAGUAUGAUAACCACCCCAAAUAUCACAAUAUAAUCGAUUAAAAUGAAUUGUACUUUUAUUCACAUUAUUUUGAAAAUGUAAGCGGAUGUGCUUUGAACGAGCACAAGUAUCACAAUGAGAAAGAGUACAUUGACUAUCAAAAAUUUUAGGAAUAGUAAAGCUAGAAGGAUGACCUAUACGUUGUUGCCAUAUGGUCUUAUUGUCAAUAUUGUGAACUGAGAAAGCAGCGGAUUUUUGGGGCCGAAAAACAUAGAGUCCAUUGCAAGCUUCACCCGCUCCAAUCAGCCUCUUCAACUGAAGGUCCUGAAAAAAACAAGUGGAAGAUGAGAAAAUUACUAUGCAAGAUAAAUGGGUAGUAAGUUGAGGGACAAAGAGGAGAUAAAAACGAAAAGUAGGGACAUAAAGGACAUUAUGUAGUGUGAGGGUUUCAGAUAAAACAAUGGAACCGAUGCCUUCAACGGGAAUGGAGGCUCCCGCGGGAAGUUGAAUCGACCAAGCCAUAGGUGGUUGUCGAAGAUGAGAAAAAAAGGAACGGCAGUGGCUCAUUUGAUUACUAGCGCCACUGUCGAUGAUCCAAUCAUGUUGUGGAUCGAAAGAGCACAGCAUCGUGGAGGAGUUACCAACGAAAUUUGCAGUCGGAGCAACAGGGCAAAGGAGAUUCAUCAGUUGCUGAUAAUUUUCUGGUGAGAGGCCUGGGACUGGGCUCGAGCUAGAUCUGGCGAGGUUGGUAGCAGCAGGUGGUUUGCAAGGAUCGACGGCUUGCGGUUGUUGCGUGGCUCACGGCCAGGAGGAUAACCGAUGAUGAGCCAACAACGAUGACGGGGGUGUCGGAUGGCAAUCGGGGAACUUGUAGGAGACGCUGUUGUUCCUCUUGGAAGAGAAUGGAGAAGACUUUGUUGAGAGGUGGGAGAGGCAGUGGCAAGAAUUUGGGUUCGAAGAGCGGCGAACGAGUCUUUGAGUCCUAGUAGAAACUGAAACACACAUUCGUCCUCAGCUCUUUUUUCCAAGGUGUUGGCAUCGGUGGGGGUUUGAAGGUUGCUGAGUUCAUCCCAUAAUUGCUUGAUGUUAUUGUAGUAAUCAGGGAUGGAGAGCUGAUUUUGGUGAAGAUUGGAUAUUUCUCGUUUGAGAUGGAAGAGACGGGCGUUGUUGCCAUGGCAAAAUCGUGACUCAAGGUUGAGCCAUACAUCUCGAGGGUCAUCAUGGUAGUCCAAAGAAUUGGCUAGGGAAGGGGUUAUGGUGUUUAGGAUCCAAGUGAGGACCAUAUCUUUGGUCCUGCUCCAUUGAGCAUAAUCGGUGGAAGUAUUGGAUGGGGCUUUGAGGGUGCCAUCAA
Messenger RNA from Juglans regia (Persian walnut), 5801 nucleotides. Its product is annotated as short transmembrane mitochondrial protein 1. The record is from RefSeq and is a predicted model, not a curated record. The transcript has 2 exons. Bases 294 to 467 code for a protein of 57 amino acids. NCBI's taxonomy places the organism in Eukaryota, Viridiplantae, Streptophyta, Magnoliopsida, Fagales, Juglandaceae.